UAUCAUUGCUUCCGGUAACAAGACAAGGCAAGAUGUCGGCGAUCACUUCAUUGAAUCCAAAAGCUGAAGUUGCGAGAGCUGCCCAGGCUUUAGCUGUGAAUAUAAGUGCAGCAAAAGGACUACAAGAUGUUCUUAGAACCAAUCUUGGUCCAAAAGGAACCAUGAAAAUGUUGGUUUCUGGUGCAGGAGAUAUCAAAUUAACCAAAGAUGGCAAUGUUUUAUUGCAUGAAAUGCAAAUUCAACAUCCUACAGCCUCCUUGAUAGCUCGUGUUGCUACUGCACAAGAUGAUAUCACUGGUGAUGGUACAACAUCUAAUGUGUUGAUCAUUGGUGAACUGUUAAAACAAGCUGAUCUCUACAUUACUGAGGGAUUACAUCCACGAUUGAUUACUGAAGGGUUUGAACUGGCUAGAAAUAAAGCUCUAGAGGUAUUAGAUCAGGUGAAGAUCACCCGUGAGGUUGAUAGAGAUACACUGGUACAAAUUGCUAGAACUUCUCUACGUACUAAAGUCCACCAAGACUUAGCUGAUUUGUUGACAGAGCAUAUAGUAGAUGCUGUACUGGCUAUAAAGAAACCUAAAGAACCAAUUGAUCUACAUAUGGUAGAGUUAAUGGAGAUGAAACAUAAGACUGAUAUGGAUACUAUCUUAGUACGAGGUAUUGUCAUGGAUCAUGGUGCCAGACAUCCUGAUAUGAAGAAAAGACUUGAAGAUGCUUUCAUCCUGACUUGUAAUGUGUCAUUGGAAUAUGAAAAAACUGAAGUGAACUCUGGAUUUUUCUACAAGACGGCAGCAGAAAGAGAGAAGUUGGUUGAUGCAGAGAGAAAGUUUAUUGAUGAUAGAGUUAAACGUAUUAUUGAACUGAAGAAGAAAGUCUGUGAAGGAAAUAAAAAGGGAUUUAUUGUCAUCAACCAAAAGGGUGUGGAUCCACUAUCAUUAGAUAUGUUUGCUAAAGAAGGUAUUGUAGCUUUACGUAGAGCAAAACGUAGGAAUAUGGAAAGAAUUGCUCUAGCUUGUGGUGGUAUGGCUGUUAAUUCUGUGGAUGAUUUAACACCAGAUGUACUGGGACAUUCUGGAUUAGUCUAUGAACAAGUUCUGGGAGAAGAUAAGUUCACCUUCUUAGAAGAUUGUCAGAAUCCUCAGUCUGUUACUAUACUGAUUAAAGGACCAAAUAAACACACCCUGACUCAGAUUAAAGAUGCUGUGAGAGAUGGUUUGAGAGCAGUGAAAAAUGCUAUAGAAGAUGCGUGUGUGUUGCCGGGCGCUGGAGCAUUUGAAAUAGCUGCAUAUCAAGAAUUAAUGAAGUAUAAAGAUACUGUUAAAGGUCGUGCUAGACUUGGUGUCCAAGCAUUUGCUGAAGCUUUGUUGAUCAUAGUGAAAGUUUUAGCUCAGAAUUCUGGUCUGGAUCCUCAAGAAGCUAUAGUAAAGUUACAACAGGAAUAUAUCUCACCUACUCAAGCUGUAGGCUUAGAUAUUAAAACUGGUGAAGCCCUGAUACCAGCUGAUUGUGGUAUACUAGAUAAUUAUAGAGUUAAAAAACAACUACUUCAUUCAUGUUCUGUGAUUGCCUCAAACCUACUUCUAGUAGAUGAAAUAAUGAGAGCUGGUAUGUCUUCAUUAAAAGGAGAUUAAUUAAUAUAUCAUUAUCAUUAUUAUUUAUAUUAUCAUUUCUAUCAUGUAGUGCUACUUUUAUAUUUUCUUUAUGCUGCAAAUAUCUACUUUAAGUUUCAAAAGCUAAUCACAAUUAGCUCAGAUGUUUCUUGAACGCUAACAAAUAUUUCAGAAUAGCUAAGGAUUUUCAAAUUUGUUAAUAAAGGUUUUGAAUUGAGCUCCAGAAUUUCAAAUUGCUAAUAAAUGGUUCAAAUUUGCAUCAGAAUUUCCGAAUUAGCUCUGGCAUUUAAAAAUUAUCUUUCCAGAAAUUUAACUGUCAAUCACAAUCUUUCAAUGUUUCAGUUUGUUUUGUUCACAUCUUGCUUUUGUAUUGAAAAAUUAAAAUGUUCAUCUCUUGAA
Molecule: messenger RNA, 2009 nt
Organism: Lottia gigantea (owl limpet)
Lineage: Eukaryota; Metazoa; Mollusca; Gastropoda; Lottiidae
Exons: 14
Coding region: 33-1631 (532 amino acids)
Biological process (GO): protein folding
Cellular component (GO): chaperonin-containing T-complex
Molecular function (GO): ATP-dependent protein folding chaperone; ATP binding; ATP hydrolysis activity
Source: RefSeq, a predicted model, not a curated record